CAGACAGGCAAGGUCACAUUGAAUUUGAUGGCUUUUCUUAUUUGUUCACGUCGGAAUUUUAAUACCAACUAAAGUGUUGAAGGGUUGAUCGUGUUACACCCACGUCAUAAUUUCAACGCAAUGUGCCCGAAUUAUGCAAGUAAGUAAUAACAUCAGUUUAACUUUAAUCAAGAUAUUUUACUUUACAAGGUUUCUAUAAAUAAUUUCUACUGCAAAAUGCACAUCAUAGUGGUUACAUAAAAAAAGAAGGAAAAAUGAGUGUAAAAUUUGUUACAAUUUUUCUUUUGCAACUUUCUCUCUUUGUAUUAACAACUGCAGAUUACGAUCUUAUGCCAGAUCUUUUCCACCUUGAUGAUUAUGAUAAAUGUUUAUACUACAGUAGUCAGAAGGAUCCGACGUAUUGUUCACUUAUAGUACAACUACUUCCUGAAAAUUGUGGAAAUAUGUCAGAAGUUAUAAACAGGGCCUGGAAUACCAUUCAGAAAGUAAGCUCAGACAAUAGGAAAUAUCGUCACGACCUUUUGCGACACGGAGUUUGUGCUUCUACACUGUGUUCACAAUAUAAUGGAACAAUAUAUAACUGUCUGAGUAACCACUAUGAGACUAAAUAUAGAAAUCACGCACUUGUAGGAAAAGUAAAUUACAUUCGUUGUGAAAUGCAAAACUCCAAUUAUAAAUCUACAUCGACUGAUGUUGUUAUAAGUGUACUUGCAGGACUGUAUAUUCUUUUUGUAUUGUCCGUAUCAGUUUGGCUUCAGCUAAAUAAAAACAAAUCAAAAGGUGACAAAACGAAGGUCAGAACAUCAACUACCACCUUUUCAGACCAAAAAUUUUUAGCAAUAUUUUCAUUCUGUGAUAACAUGAACUAUAUUUUCACCACCGAACACAACAAUCAGGAUUACAUGCUUUUCUUACAAGCAAUGCGAUUUAUUACCUCAUUUUGUAUAAUAUCUGGCCACGUAAUGGGAUUUAGUAUGAUGACUCCAGUCUUAAAUCCUUAUGAACUGGAAAAAGAUAUCGAAAAGACAUACUAUUUAUUUUUUCCUCAAGGCAAAAUGUUAGUUUCCAUAUUCUUCGUGAUUUCUUCUUGGCUGUUAUCCGUCCAGUUUUUUAAAAAACUGAAAAAUGAUGGUCAAAUUAGAUUCCGGUAUGUUCUGCAAUCUAUAAUAAAAAGAUAUAUUAGGUUUACGUCGGGACUAACCGUCAUUAUCUUGCACACUUCUUGGUUAAAUCAUUUGUUUCGUGGUCCCUACGCCGAACCAAUUUUAGGAACCGAAUAUAAUGUGUGUAGAAAAAAAUGGUGGACAAAUUUAUUAUACAUCAACAACUUUGUGAUUAGCGAUGGAGCGUGCCUCAUGCACACAUGGUAUUUGUCGGUAGACUUCCAGUUAACCGUGUUGGGACUCUUUCUUCUAUGGUUAACUCAAAAGCAACCCAAAUAUCUACUGUUAACUUCAGGAUUUGUGAUUGCGUUUCAAAUAAUUUUUAUGUUUGUCUAUUUAGCUAUGAACAAUUUUAAAUUUGCUAUGAUUGUUACUGCUGAGAUGACGCAUUAUUUUAAAAUUACAUUUCUGAAAGAAUGGCAGGCUACAUGGACUAGUACUUACUCCAAUUUAGCACCAUUUGCGUUUGGACUUUGUUUUGGUUAUCUCUACAUCCGAUAUGAAAAACAUAAAUAUGCUAAGAUUUAUAUAAAUUUGUGGCGGAUCUUGACUAUACUUCUAAUUCUUGGAACCCCUCUUCUAUCUGCAUAUUUUAUGACUACGACUAUGUACACAAAUCGAUGGUUUAAUGCAGCCUAUGGAAGUAUAGAUAAAAUUCUCUUUGAUUUAGGAAUCGCACUGUUCAUUUUUGGAUUGUCUCAAAAUCUUGGAGGUAUCGUUAAAAUGUGUUUUGAAUGGGCUCCAAUGCAUUCGCUGGGACAACUCUCUUUUGGUGCAUACUUGAUCCAUUUUAGUAUUCUAGAAAUAGAUGCUAGUUUGAGACGAACUCCGCACUACUUUUCAGUGUUUCUAGUUGUAUGCGAAAAUGUUAAAAUUUUGGCAAUAUCUUACAUGUUGUCUGUCAUUUUCACAGGUUUUGUUUUAUUGCCUAUGGCAAGAUUAUCGAAAAUGUUGCUUACCUGCAACGAAGUAAACAACCAGUUAAAAGUUGUAUCUAAAGACAAAGGUAAACUAGGGUAGCAUUAAAACACAUUCUUUGAUACAUUCAGCCGCGUUGUUGCUUGAAACGUCAAACUUUCGAAUUUUUUGAAAAUAAAAGUGCAAAAUGGUUUUUUCUGUGGAACAUAAAACAUUCAUGACCGAGUCCUACUUCCGAAAUGGAGUUGCCAUUGAAGGCGAAUGCAUUAUUACAGUGGUGCUGUUUUACAAAAAUUUUGCAGGCUGAUUUUAAUAUUCGUAUUGCCUACUGCAGAUGAUUUUUUGAACAUCCCAAUGAUGAUAACUUGCUGGAUUUAACAUUAUUUUCUGAUGAAGCUUGGUUUCAUUCCUCCGGUUAUGUUAACUCUCAAAAUAUGAGAUGUUGGACUGCUGAAAAUCCACAUGUCUUUCGUGAAACACCACUCCAUCCCGUUGGUAUACCUAUGAUGCGUAUCAUUGGACCCAAAUUCUUUGAGGAAACUGUAACAGCACAAAGAUGUCUAAACAACAGGAUGUUGAACUCCAAGACGGGUUUUUUUAACAUGACGAUGCCACAUACAACAGUAGACAAUUUGAAUUUUUUAUGUGAAUUUUUUGAUGAUAGGGUGAUAAUGAUAAGUUAACAUUCAGUUCCUGAGUACCCCCUAAUGUCACCAGAUUUAACCCCUCUGAAUUACUUCUUGUUCGGUCAUCUAAAAAACACUAUUUUUUAAACUCCCAUCCACACCAUAGAAAAACUGAAAGACAGAAUUGCCGAAAAGUGCGCUCGCAUUACUCUUGCUAAAUUACAAAAUGUGUUUGAUAACAUGAAAAGACGUGUCAAUUUAUGUAUGCAGGAGAAUGGAUACCAUUUCCAACAGUUUAUUUAACUCUGUUUUCUCCUUUUAAGUAAACUUAUUCACAAAUCUGCAGAA
Zophobas morio is the source of this 3055-nucleotide messenger RNA. RefSeq names its product nose resistant to fluoxetine protein 6-like. The record is from RefSeq and is a predicted model, not a curated record. Gene Ontology annotation, molecular function: acyltransferase activity, transferring groups other than amino-acyl groups. Lineage: Eukaryota; Metazoa; Arthropoda; Insecta; Coleoptera; Tenebrionidae. The transcript is spliced from 12 exons. Bases 255 to 2183 code for a protein of 642 amino acids.